This is a messenger RNA of Erigeron canadensis, 1311 nucleotides long. Its product is annotated as chitinase CLP-like. The record is from RefSeq and is a predicted model, not a curated record. Gene Ontology annotation, molecular function: aspartic-type endopeptidase activity. Gene Ontology annotation, biological process: proteolysis. The transcript has a single exon. The coding region runs from base 1 to 1311 and encodes 436 amino acids. NCBI's taxonomy places the organism in Eukaryota, Viridiplantae, Streptophyta, Magnoliopsida, Asterales, Asteraceae.
AUGCAUCUACUUCUACAACUAAUUGUUUUAUUUCUGGCCUUCAACUCUCACGAGUAUAAACCUGUAGAAGCAUAUGUGCUACCUUACUCUUCUCUUGCUAUUCCAAUAAAUAAACAUACAGAUGCUGCUAAGCCUCUCUAUAGCUUGCAGAUCAUGACAUCAUAUCUAAUGAUGGGUUUUGUGACCACAAACUACCUUAUAGACCUUGAUGCUCCAUUCAUAUGGCAUGACUGCAUCGUGCAAUCCAACACAAGUUUAUUCAGUUGCCCAGCCAACAAGCUUUGCGCCUACCCUGUAUCGUGUGAAGAUGGUCAAUGCACGGAUUUUAGAACUACUUAUGCAUAUGAGAAUCCUUCCUGUGCUCCAGUAACCAACAGAUCAAUGGUACCAGGUUGGUACCCAUGUACAUGCCCGAUUAACGUGGUCAACCCUCUUACUGGAUCAUGCAGCAAAGCCCUGCUCAAUAUUGAUGAUUUCACAGUGCAGACAAGCAAUGGUAGAAAUAUUUUAACUCCUUAUUAUGGUAUCGUACCCUAUGCUGCAUGUGCUCCUUCUUCGUCAUUUCAAUCCUUUCCAGCAAAUGUUUCUGGUGUCAUGGCACUUUCAACCUCUCCUUACGCGUUGCCAGCUCGUUUACGUGACCCGCUUAAAGGAGUAAUGGCUCUAUGUUUGCCAAGCACAUUGUCUGCCCCUGGUGUCCUUUUAUAUGGAAAUGGGCCUUACUAUUUUCUUCCAAACUCGGAUAUUGAUGUAAUGAGUUUCCUUUCUUAUACUCCGUUAAUACAACAUCCGGAUUCAUACGGAUACUUUGUCGGUAUUCAUGCCAUUAUAAUUAAGAAGAGAUCUAUCGACAUUCCUAUGAAUAGCACUACCAAGCUUAGUACAAUUGACCCGUACACUACUCUUAGAACUGACAUUUAUAAGAGCGUCAUUAGGAGGUUUUCAAAGGUUACAAAACGAAUCCCUCCUGCAGAGCCUGUGGCUCCAUUUGGGCUUUGUUUCAACACCUCCACCAAUGGUGACCAGGUUAGUCUAAAAGUUCCUGAUAUACAUUUCGUUCUCCAGGGUGGGAAGAGUUGGACUAUAUCCACAUCUAACUCCAUUAAACAAAUAACAAAAGUUGUGGCAUGUCUAGCAUUUGUUGAUGGUGGUGCAGCAAGUGAUAUUGCAAUCGUGAUUGGGACUUUUCAGUUCGAGGAUAACUUUCUGCUUUUUGAUCAUAUAAAUUCGACAUUAGGGUUCAGUUCUUCGUUGUUAGGCAAGCAAACUUCCUGCUCAAAUUUCAACUUUAUGGUUACUGAUAGCAAUUGA